Molecule: messenger RNA, 573 nt
Organism: Tetrahymena thermophila SB210
Lineage: Eukaryota; Ciliophora; Oligohymenophorea; Hymenostomatida; Tetrahymenidae
Exons: 1
Source: RefSeq, a predicted model, not a curated record
AUGAAAAGAAAUUUGGCUAGUGUUUGUUUGGCACUUUUGCUAAUAAAUUUAACUUUGGCUUAAGCUGGAAGAAUCGAGUAAGAUAGUAAUUUAGUUUACUUAAAGGACUUUGGUCUACAAAAUGUCUAUUCAGCUCCUGCUAAUAGAGAUUUGAAGUUUGGCGAUGUACCUUUAUCUAAUGUUUAAGUUGCAGAAUUCGAUAUUGAAUCUCCUUUCCAUAUUUUGUCCAUAUUCACCUUCCCUAGUCUCCUUUAAGCUUUUGAAAACUAAGGAAUUGAAUACACUUACCAAAACGAUAAUGUUUUCUUACCAUCCCUUGAGAAGCUUCAAGAUAUUACCCUUUCAUUGGUAGACGAAAAUAAUUAACCAUUUUUUGUUAGAUUAUAACCAUAAUAUUAUACUUAACAAUUACCUAAUGGAUAAUACCAAUUGCUAUUUAAAAAGCAAAUACGUAAUGCAGCUAUUAUUUUCGGUAAGGCUAUUCUUGAAUCUUAUUAAGUUGCUUUCGAUUAAGACAGACACUAGGUUAUCAUAGGAGAAAAGGGAUAACUAUAUAAUAAUAAUUAGAUUUGA